Molecule: messenger RNA, 628 nt
Organism: Haliotis rubra (blacklip abalone)
Lineage: Eukaryota; Metazoa; Mollusca; Gastropoda; Lepetellida; Haliotidae
Product: ADP-ribosylation factor 6-like
Biological process (GO): intracellular protein transport; vesicle-mediated transport
Cellular component (GO): cytoplasm; plasma membrane
Molecular function (GO): GTPase activity; GTP binding
Source: RefSeq, a predicted model, not a curated record
AUGGCCACACCCGCUCAUUACCAUAUCGAAAAGUUUUCAUCGGCGAAAGCUCGUAUCCUGAUGCUUGGGUUGGAUGGGGCAGGUAAGACGACGAUCCUGUACAAGCUGAAGCUGGAAGAGGACGUUUCCACCAUCCCCACCAUCGGCUUCAACGUGGAGACCAUCAGCCCGGUCAGUGUGACGUUCACCGUGUGGGGUGGGGGUCAGGAGAAGAUCCGACAGCUGUGGAGACACUACUACCCCAACACACAAGGUCUGAUCUACGUGGUGGACAGCGCAGAUCGUCUGCGCAUGAAGGAAGCCAUUUCGGAGCUCCAUGUAAUCUGCAGUUCGCCGGAGAUGGCGGGGGUGCCGGUAGUGGUGAUAGCUAACAAGCAGGAUUUGCCAGGUGAGUGCGUCAGACUAGUCCAUAAUGACCGGCAAGGUAGAAUCAGACCUACAGCAGGCAAACUAGUGGUUGAUACUAUGCACAGUGACACUGUUAUGGGGAAAUUAAACCAGGGCGGUGGGAGAACUUACCAAUGGUUUUACCGACAGGUAGAUACAUAACAUGUUGGUUUUUGUACUGGCAUAAGUCACAUUCCUGCCAUAUGCUAGCAUACUGUACAGUGAUGGACACGAGGUGUUU